This is a messenger RNA of Cotesia glomerata, 647 nucleotides long. RefSeq lists its product as uncharacterized. The record is from RefSeq and is a predicted model, not a curated record. The transcript has 2 exons. Lineage: Eukaryota; Metazoa; Arthropoda; Insecta; Hymenoptera; Braconidae. Bases 180 to 632 code for a protein of 150 amino acids.
AUGUCCGAUCGAAAUCAUGAGUUGUGGCUCUACUCUUACUCCAAUGUGAUUUGUAUUCACCGGAUGCCACCCGAAAUUUCGUGUCACAUGUGUUUGAGAUAAUAUAUAUAAGGCCAUUAGGCUUUCUCAGACUUAGUACCUGGGUUUUUAUUCACUGGAGCACGUCGACGGUAUUCAGAAUGCAACUACUGGUGGUGAUUGGGACGUUGAUGUUGAUUGGAACCGUGUCAGGAGAGUUCUACAAUCCGAGAGGUUGGCGGCCAUCAGGACCAUCCUUUUCGCUGCAUCAAAACAAUCGAUUGCACUCGAACGAGUAUAAUAGCAAACCGGGAGAUCGGUACGGUCCACCUCCGGCAGACUCUUAUCCAGGUCCUUCAAAUUCUAUCACUCCAUCGGUGAAUGGCCCCGGAGGUACUUCAACAACAGAGCCGUCUCUGGGCACGAGGAUGACAGCGACAGCCAUGACAAUAACCACCCCUCGGACAAGGGAACCUACCACUCCAUUUAACCUUGAAGAUGAUGAUCCCCAAUUAAAUCCUGCUCUCGCAGUUGCCAAUUCUUUCGCGUUUAAUCGUCCUGUUUAUAUCUACAAUGGGUAUCCGCUUUAUCCUGGACUUACGUUUGUUAAAUGAAGUUUUAUUGUAAUU